Messenger RNA from Aspergillus wentii DTO 134E9, 1932 nucleotides. RefSeq lists its product as uncharacterized. The transcript is spliced from 5 exons. Lineage: Eukaryota; Fungi; Ascomycota; Eurotiomycetes; Eurotiales; Aspergillaceae. Bases 1 to 1932 code for a protein of 643 amino acids. The record is from RefSeq and is a predicted model, not a curated record.
AUGAGCAGUCUACACCUUGCCAAUGAUUCUGACUCCAUCCACUCAUCUCCACCAAUCUCGAGAUGGACCCUGAUCACUCAUCAUCUUCUACCGCACAGAUCUCUCGGAUCGAUAUCUGGCCGGGAUGUGGAGCUGCAGAGCAUCAGUGUCUCGGAUGCACCUCCACCGCCGCAAAACCCCGGUUAUACGCUUGUGCAAGCCACAGACGAUGAGCCACGAACCGGUGAAGCCUCAACCGGUGAGAUCUCGGAUGGAUUACCGGCCGAAUCUAGAGAAUGGGUGAGAGGAGUUCGCUUAUACGCGUACGCAAAUGCCGUUAUACUCGUGCUCAAUGUGGCUCUCACCAUGGUGGCGGGCAUCUAUGGCCGUCGAUUUGACUUUGUGUCGUUUUCCCUUACUGAUGGCGGCUGUGAAAAGGCAAAGAACACCACCACAGGCGUGCAUGUUAUGAUCAAUAUGCUUAGUACAGCCCUGGUUGCCACGAGCAGCUACUGCUGUCAGCUGCUGAUGGCACCGACUCGGCAAGAUGUGGAUGAGGCACCUGCUCGGCGUAUCUGGCUGUCUGUCGGGUCAUUCAAUAUCAAGAACUGGAUCCUUCUACAUCGGCGUCGUAAGAUAUUGUGGGUGUUGAUGUUUGGAACUUCGAUAGUUAUCCAGCUGAUAUACAACUCUGCAGUCUAUUCAUCUACCAGUGCGAAUGACUCUAGCGUGGUGUCUGUACCCCUGCAGUUCGCAAAUGCAAGCUACCCAGAUAGUCAGUUUUCCACCGGAGACUGCUUCGAGUAUUAUGUUGGGCACAACGCGAGUAGUCUUCGCCAAAGUAUGCUUGCAGAUCUAUUCGAAACGCUCGCUGGGAAUGACUGCAUCAACAUAUACGCCGGAACCCCUCUUGUCGAGUCAUGUCUGGCUGAGAGGAUCUCCGAGCACUGUCGAGUCUUUGUCAACAUCCCCAUCCGCCUUGUUGUGAUUGCCUGCAACUUGGUCAAGGUCGUCUGCAUGUUCAUCACCACCCAUGAAGACCGCAGCGAUGUCUUCAACACCAUUGGCGAUGUGAUUGCCUCCUUCCUCAAACGACCCGAUCCCACCACUGCCAACGAAUGCAUGCUUGACCGGGAUACUCGUCGCCUUCCAGACUGGCCAAUUUAUAUCUGGAAAUCAGUCCAUCUCAGGCCGCAGCCUACCCAACCAAUACCUAAGCUACCCCCUCCAAUCCAUCCUACACAACCUCUAACGCAGCCUCGUCACUGGGCCAGUGCAGCCAAGCUCAGCCUGCGGCUUAUAGCCGGUUAUCUCACCCCACUCUGUUUCGGUCCUAUCGGCCUCAGCAAUAGCUUCGUGGGCAUGGUUCUUCUCGUGAAUACCGUUCAGCUGCUGGUCACUGGUCUGUACUUUCUGUAUAACAAUAUGCUCACCCGGAUGCUGCUACCAGUCGAGUACAAUGACUUUGCAAUUGAACAAAAACCCCUUCGCGUUUCCUUUCCCAAAGCAGAGCAGCGAUCGACAAUCUACCUGAUCAUUCCCUACCGAUACAGCGCCCCGAUGCUGCUGGCAUUUACAAUCGUACACUGGCUGGUAUCCGAACGUCUAUUCUUUGUUCAGGUUCUACCAUACAACGUCCACGGUAAACCAGUUAUCCUCAAUAAAUGCGGGUACUCGGCUAUGGCGCUGCUCAUUGCCGAGCUUAUCAUAAUCACGGCAGCUGCCAUCAUCACCGGACUGUCCUUUCGAAAGUUCAAAGCGCCCAUGAUGCCUCUUGCUUUUAAUUGCAGUGCGGCUAUCAGUGCUGCAUGCCACCCACCGCCAGAUGACCAGGACGCACCAUAUCAUCCCGUAAUGUGGGGAGAGGUGCAGAUAAAUCCAGCUGAUACGGUUGAAUAUAUUCCAUAUCGCCAUGGCAUCUUUAUUUCUAAAGCGUUGUUCCUCCAAAGUUGA